Messenger RNA from Erinaceus europaeus (western European hedgehog), 1774 nucleotides. It is a transcript of the gene EIF2B4, whose product is annotated as eukaryotic translation initiation factor 2B subunit delta. Lineage: Eukaryota; Metazoa; Chordata; Mammalia; Eulipotyphla; Erinaceidae. The transcript is spliced from 13 exons. The coding region runs from base 52 to 1734 and encodes 560 amino acids. The record is from RefSeq and is a predicted model, not a curated record.
AGGUGAGUUGGCCCUCAUCGCGAUCCGUAGCAGGAAGCGGCGGCUCAGCGCAUGCCGGGAAUUGUAGUUCAUUUAAAGGAGACUGCGCGGCGCGGGAGGCCCUCCGGAGGGAGCUGUAGUCCCAGUGCCUGUGCUGGGCAGAGCGUAGGACGGAGGCUGAUGGCUGCCGUGGCGGUGGCGGUUCGCGAGGACUCGGGAGCCGGGAUGAGGGCGGAGCUCGCCCCGCGGCCGGGGGCAGCGGCGGGGAGGGAGCUGACCCCAGAAGAGAAGCUGCAACUGCGGAAGGAAAAGAAACAGCAGAAGAAGAAGCGCAAGGAGGAGAAGGGGGCGGAACCGGACCCCGGCUCUGCCGCCCCCGCGGCGCCAUGUCAAGCGCCAACCAAAGAGCCGCCGGCACCGGGCAGUCACCUGGGCGCUGCGGGCGAGAAGGUGCCAGCUGGCAGGAGUAAGGCCGAACUGCGCGCCGAGCGGCGGGCCAAGCAGGAGGCCGAGAGGGCCUUGAAACUCGCGAGGAAAGCGGAGCAAGGAGGGCAGCCCGCUCAGGCCGGUCCCAGCUCAGCUAGAGACACCCCCUCAGGACCAAAGCGACUCCCCGAGCACACUCAGGCUGAUGACCUCACGCUUCUGAGGCGGCUUGUGAAAAAACCAGAGCGACAGAAGGUUCCCACACGAGAGGACUAUGGAUCCAAAGUCAGUCUGUUCUCCCACCUCCCCCAGUACAGCAGGAAGAACACUCUGACCCAAGACAUGAGCAUCCCAUCCUCUGUGAUCCACCCAGCCAUGGUGCGGCUCGGCCUGCAGUAUUCCCAGGGCCUGGUCAGUGGCUCCAAUGCCCGCUGCAUCGCCCUGCUCGGUGCCCUGCAGCAGGUGAUUCAGGAUUACACCACGCCUCCCAACGAAGAGCUUUCCCGGGACCUGGUAAAUAGGCUGAAGCCCUACUUCAGCUUCCUGACUCAGUGCCGCCCCCUGUCAGCGAGCAUGCACAAUGCCAUCAAGUUCCUUAACAAGGAGAUCACGGGUGUGAGCAGCUCCCAGCGGGAAGAGGAGGCCAAGUCAGAACUUAGAGCAGCCAUCGAUCGGUAUGUGAAAGAGAAGAUUGUGCUUGCUGCCCAGGCCAUUUCCCGCUUUGCUUGUCAGAAGAUCAGUAAUGGAGAUGUGAUCCUGGUUUAUGGAUGCUCAUCUCUGGUAUCUCGGAUUCUUCAGGAGGCUUGGGCUAAGGGCCAGCGCUUCCGGGUGGUGGUGGUGGACAGCCGGCCCCGGCUGGAGGGAAGGCACACACUACGUUCCCUUGUCCGUGCUGGGGUCCCUGCCUCCUACCUGCUGAUUCCUGCAGCCUCCUAUGUGCUCCCUGAGGUCUCUAAGGUGCUACUGGGAGCUCAUGCACUCCUGGCCAAUGGGUCUGUGAUGUCCCGAGUGGGGACAGCUCAGCUAGCCCUGGUGGCACGAGCCCAUAAUGUGCCAGUGCUGGUCUGCUGUGAGACAUACAAGUUCUGUGAGCGUGUGCAGACUGACGCCUUUGUCUCCAAUGAGCUGGAUGACCCUGAUGACCUGCUGUGUGAGCGAGGAGAGCGAGUGGCCCUAGCUGACUGGCAGAACCAUCAGUCCCUACGAUUACUAAACCUGGUCUAUGACGUGACCCCCCCAGAACUGGUGGACCUGGUGAUCACGGAGCUGGGGAUGAUCCCCUGUAGUUCUGUACCUGUUGUCCUACGAGUCAAGAGUAGUGACCAGUGAGUGGGGGGGGCAGGGGUCAAUAAACAGAUUCCCGACAUUC